AUGCCUGAAGAAAUGGAGACACAGCCAGCGGAGGUUGAGACCUUCGCUUUCCAGGCGGAGAUCGCCCAGCUUAUGUCGCUGAUCAUCAACACAUUCUACUCCAACAAAGAAAUUUUCCUUCGUGAGUUAAUAUCGAACUCUUCUGACGCUUUGGACAAAAUCAGGUAUGAAUCUCUCACUGAUCCAUCAAAGUUGGAUAGCGGCAAGGAGCUAUACAUCAAAAUUGUGCCAAACAAGAGCGAAGGCACUUUGACUAUCAUCGACACUGGUAUCGGCAUGACCAAGGCGGAUUUAGUCAACAACUUGGGUACCAUUGCCAAGUCUGGCACAAAAGCCUUUAUGGAGGCCUUACAAGCCGGCGCUGACAUAAGCAUGAUUGGUCAGUUUGGUGUGGGUUUCUACUCAUGCUACUUGGUAGCCGACCGCGUCACUGUACAUUCCAAACACAACGACGAUGAACAAUACAUGUGGGAAUCGUCAGCGGGUGGUUCAUUCACAGUCCGCUCAGACCCCGGCGAAUCCCUUGGCCGUGGUACUAAGAUCGUUCUUCACAUUAAAGAGGAUUUGGCUGAAUUCAUUGAAGAGCAAAAGAUUAAAGAAAUUGUUAAGAAACAUUCUCAAUUCAUUGGCUACCCCAUCAAACUGGUAGUUGAGAAAGAACGUGAAAAGGAAUUGUCUGAUGACGAAGCUGAAGAGGAAAAGAAGGAAGAUGAUAAAGAGGAUGAGAAGCCCAAGAUUGAAGAUGUAGGAGAGGAUGAGGAUGAGGACAGUAAAGACAAAAAGAAGAAAAAGAAGACCAUCACAGAAAAGUACAGUGAAGAUGAAGAGUUAAACAAGACAAAGCCCAUCUGGACUCGGAAUGCUGAUGAUAUCACUCAAGAAGAGUAUGGUGACUUCUACAAAUCUCUCACAAAUGAUUGGGAAGACCACCUUGCAGUCAAACACUUCUCGGUUGAGGGUCAACUUGAAUUCCGUGCUCUUUUGUUUAUCCCUCGCAGAGCUCCAUUUGACCUCUUUGAAAACAAGAAACGCAAGAACAACAUCAAGCUGUAUGUACGCAGAGUUUUUAUUAUGGACAACUGUGAAGACUUAAUCCCAGAAUACCUGAACUUUGUCAGGGGUGUAGUUGACAGUGAAGAUCUGCCACUUAACAUUUCCCGUGAAAUGUUACAACAAAACAAAAUUCUCAAAGUAAUUAGGAAGAACUUAGUAAAGAAAUGCCUGGAGCUUUUCGAAGAAUUAGCUGAAGACAAAGAAAACUACAAGAAAUACUAUGAACAAUUUAGCAAGAAUCUUAAAUUGGGUAUCCAUGAGGAUACACAGAAUCGUAACAAAUUAGCUGACUUGUUGAGGUACCACACAUCUGCAUCAGGUGACGAGUCAUGCUCUCUUAAGGAAUAUGUUUCACGCAUGAAGGAGAACCAAAAACACAUCUACUAUAUCACUGGUGAGAACAGAGACCAAGUUGCUAACUCUUCAUUUGUUGAAAGGGUAAAGAAGCGUGGUUAUGAAGUGGUUUACAUGACUGAACCUAUUGAUGAGUAUGUAGUACAGCAAAUGAGGGAAUAUGAUGGAAUGACUCUAGUGUCUGUCACAAAGGAAGGUCUAGAACUUCCGGAAGAUGAGGAAGAAAAGAAGAAACGUGAGGAAGACAAAGUCAAGUUUGAAGGUUUAUGCAAAGUUAUGAAGAACAUUCUUGACAACAAAGUUGAGAAAGUUGUUGUAUCAAACAGGCUGGUUGAGUCACCUUGCUGUAUUGUAACUGCCCAAUAUGGUUGGUCUGCUAACAUGGAGCGUAUCAUGAAGGCUCAGGCUCUCCGUGAUACAUCAACAAUGGGCUACAUGGCUGCUAAGAAGCACCUUGAAAUUAACCCCGACCACUCAAUUGUUGAGACAUUAAGGCAGAAGGCUGAUGCUGACAAAAAUGACAAAGCUGUCAAAGAUCUUGUCAUCCUUUUGUAUGAGACUGCACUCCUGUCAUCUGGUUUCACUCUUGAUGAGCCCCAAGUUCAUGCUUCAAGAAUCUACCGUAUGAUCAAGCUUGGUCUUGGUAUUGAUGAGGAUGAGCCUAUUCAGAUUGAGGAGGCAAGCGUUGGAGAUGUUCCACCACUAGAGGGAGAAGCUGAUGAUGCAUCUCGCAUGGAAGAAGUAGAUUAA
Pieris macdunnoughi is the source of this 2157-nucleotide messenger RNA. The record is from the annotation of a GenBank genome assembly. NCBI's taxonomy places the organism in Eukaryota, Metazoa, Arthropoda, Insecta, Lepidoptera, Pieridae.